UCGAUAGUCUCUCUCUUCCAACGUCCUCCAUGGCUGAAAAUGAAGAUGAUGUUGCCCUUUCUCGUUUCUUCAAGGUUUUCCUCUCAGAAACAGCCUCUGAAUCAAUGGCCAUCCCAAUGUCCUUUAAUGAGCAUCUAGAAGAUCCACUUCCACGGAAAGCUAAGCUCCAAGGCACUGGAGGUGGAGUUUGGACUGUGAGCUUCACCACAAUACGUGACUGUGCUUAUUUCUCAUCUGGAUGGUCCAAAUUUGCAGAGGACCAUGAACUCAAGGACGGUGAGUUCUUGACCUUUGUCUAUGAUGGUCACCCCACGUUUGAAGUGCGUGUCUUCGGUCAUAGUCGUUGUAAAGAGACAAGAGCAGUUGUGGAGACAGUGGAGCUUUCUGAUUCUGAUGAUGAAGAAGAAGAAGAUUCUUCAGUGGAAGCUGAUGGUGAAGUUGAAGAAGUCAGCCAGAGUAUCUAUCCUGUUGACAGCAACCAGACAGUAUCAUAUGAUGAAGUUGUUGCAAGGGUUUCGAGCACGGAGGUCACUGGAAAUCCAUGCUUUACUACCAACCUUAAGCAGAGGACAUAUGAGCUGUUUAUUCCAGCAAAUGUGGUUAGAGAACAUGCGCUUACGUUUGGAGAUAGCAUCAAGUACAUUGAUGCAGAAGGGGUCAUGAAAGGGGGAAGAGGGAAAUGAUCUGAUGAUAGGGUUUGCUUCAAAGGAUGGAACAGAAUUUGUAGGAGGAACAGGCUUAGAGAGGGAGAUACAGUUAUCUGUGAGAUGCUUCAUGUCCGGAAGAAGGUUCACUCAAUCAAAAUCACAGUCACACGUGGUUGAGUCUCUUAUCAUCAGUUCAUCACCAUCACCAUCAUUAUCAAGAUGCAACAUGAGACAUACUUAAAAAAAAGCCACAGAGGCAUUACAUAAUAAGCAUUCAAAAUACAACAGAAACAUCAAUAAGCUCAUAACAGUCUUGAAACAAACAAACAUGACUGUUAUGAACUUAUUGAUGUUUCGUUUGUAUUUUGAAUGGUUAUUAUGUAAUGCCUUUGUGGCUUUCUUUUAACUAUCUUUCCUGUUGUAUCUUGCAUCCUUAUCAUGUAAUGCAUUUGUGAAUUUUUAAGUAUGUUUCUUAUAGUA
Brassica oleracea var. oleracea is the source of this 1127-nucleotide messenger RNA. Its product is annotated as B3 domain-containing protein REM20-like. The transcript is spliced from 4 exons. The record is from RefSeq and is a predicted model, not a curated record. Lineage: Eukaryota; Viridiplantae; Streptophyta; Magnoliopsida; Brassicales; Brassicaceae. Gene Ontology annotation, molecular function: DNA binding. The coding region runs from base 30 to 683 and encodes 217 amino acids.